This is a messenger RNA of Exophiala aquamarina CBS 119918, 1203 nucleotides long. RefSeq lists its product as uncharacterized. Bases 1 to 1203 code for a protein of 400 amino acids. Lineage: Eukaryota; Fungi; Ascomycota; Eurotiomycetes; Chaetothyriales; Herpotrichiellaceae. The record is from RefSeq and is a predicted model, not a curated record. The transcript has a single exon.
AUGUCGCUGGAAUUUCUGCCGCCUCUACCAGAACCCAAAUUCGUGUCUAUCUUCUCAGCUCUUCCGAUGUCAAGUUCGACCAAGAAUCGAGGCCUCUGGCUAGAGUCGCACGCCGAACAUCCAAAGUUGGUAGAUCUCCCCGUUCCCAAAGCUGGCGCAGGCUCUGUCGUCGUUCGCGUGCUUGCGACCUGGCUCCCACCAUAUACCGCAGGUAUCCAUGAUGGAACUCUGUCGGUGUUUAACCUCUUCCUUCCGCUGGUCCCCAAUCCCAGCAAUGUUGGGCGCAUCCAUGAGAUCGGCCCGGAUGCGGUGUCGUUGAAAGUGGGAGAUCUGGUGUACACCACUGCGUGGAUCAAAGCCCGUGACGAUCCGGAGAUCACCAUCCUCCAAGGACAUCACGGCGGAGAGGGCCCUGGUGGUGCCAAACUGAUGCAAGGCGAGUGGCGAGAUGGCGCCAUGCAACAGUUUCAAAAAGUUCCACUUGAGAACGUCUUUGUGCUGGACGAGACAAGACUGUGCCACGAACUGGGCUAUUCGGCAGCAGAACUGAUGGAGCUCCCUGUGCACACUAUGGCAUAUGGCGCAUUGUGUGAAGCGGGCAACCUGCAGCCAGGAGAGACGGUCAUCAUCGGCCCAGCUACUGGCACCUUCGGACCUGCAUCGGUCGAGCUAGCACUUGCCUCCGGUGCGAAUGUUGUGGCGCUCGGGAGAAAUAAGGCGAAGUUGGAGGGGUUGAAAGAGCAGCUUCAUGACCACAGUCGCUUGCGAUGCGUUGUCAUGACUGGCGACGUUAAGGAAGACGCAGACGCCAUCAUCGAUGCCACACCGAGCAAGCGAGGCGCCGAGCUGUUCAACGACUGGUCUUCGGCCACCUUAAUGGAUCCUCCGUACUUGCAGGCAGCCAUAAGAGCCCUCAAGUCUGAAGGGCGGGUGGUGCUGAGCGGCGCUCCCUCUGGUAACAUCAACGCCCCGUAUGCUUAUACCAUGCACAAGAACAUCCGAAUUAUUGGAAAGAUGAUGUGUGAUCGCCGGGGGAUCCAGUCGACGAUUGAGCUCAUUUCAUCUGGGUAUUUCAAGGUUGGGUCAAAGGCGGGAGCCGUCACAUCGACCUUUACACUGGAUCAGCAUGAUGAGGCUUUCCGCUACGCGGCGGAGAAAGGGGGCUGGAAAAACUACACGUUCAUGACUCCGAACAGUGAAUGA